GUUCUCAUAGCCCUCAGAGCCAUGUUCCUGGACGGCUCUCUCUUCACCGUCUGGCGCAACUGGCACCUGCUGGACUCGUUAGAAGCUGCUGCGGUACCAGGCCUGCUGUACGCCGCCCAGAACACGCUCAUUCAGGUGGCCCUGCGCCACCUGGACUACCUGACGUUCAACCUGCUGAACCAGACGAAACUCCUCUUCACCGCUCUCUCCAACUAUCUGUUUCUAAGAAUUCGCCAAACCCGGGUGCAGAUCGUCGCCCUCUGCAUGCUGCUCGUCGCCGCCACGCUACUCACCCUCAGCCCUGACCCUGCUUCUGGUCCGGGGCCUAAACCUGGCCAGACUCACGGAGCGAGUGCAGCAGGGGAGGCGCCGCCAUCUAUGGCUGCUGGCGCGGCUGCCACUGCUGCUGCGGCGGCGGCUGUUGUGGCAGCAGGCGUUGCAUGGGAGAGAGUAGCACUGGGAGUGGUGCCGGUGCUGGUGGCGUCUGUGACCUCUGGGCUGGGAUCGACCCACAACCAGUGGCAAGUGCAGGUCAAGAGGCGCUGCCCCCAUCUAUUCACCAUCGAGAUGUGUUCCCUCACGUCCCUCGUCCUGCUCGUCUCUCUCUUCACUUCCCAAGACGGCGCCCGCAUGUUGCAACUCGGCUUCUUCCACGCAUGGACGCCACUCACCAUCAUUCCAGCUCUAUCAAACGCCAUAGGAGGCAUUCUUGUGGGGCUUGUGACCAAAUAUGCAGGGGGCGUUAAGAAGGAUCUUUCAUACAAAGCCAUAGAACCAGCCCAUCCAGACGGUCUGCUGGUAACCGCCAUACUGCAGUAUGCUCUCGACUCUACGGCAUGGCGGUCUGCUGGUAACCUCCGGUCUGCUGGUAACCGGCACGCCUCUCCCCAUGCCGCUCUCCCCAUGCUGCUCUCCCCAUGCCGCUCUCCCCAUGCCGCUCUCCCCAUGCUGCUCUCCCCAUGCCGCUCUCCCCAUGCCGCUCUCCCCAUGCCGCUCUCCCCAUGCCGCUCUCCCCAUGCCGCUCUCCCCAUGCCGCUCUCCCCAUGCUGCUCUCCCCAUGCCGCUCUCCCCAUGCCGCUCUCCCCAUGCUGCUCUCCCCAUGCUGCUCUCCCCAUGCCGCUCUCCCCAUGCUGCUCUCCCCAUGCUGCUCUCCCCAUGCUGCUCUCCCCAUGCUGCUCUCCCCAUGCCGCUCUCCCCAUGCCGCUCUCCCCAUGCCGCUCUCCCCAUGCCGCUCUCCCCAUGCCGCUCUCCCCAUGCUGCUCUCCCCAUGCUGCUCUCCCCAUGCCGCUCUCCCCAUGCCGCUCUCCCCAUGCCGCUCUCCCCAUGCUGCUCUCCCCAUGCUGCUCUCCCCAUGCCGCUCUCCCCAUGCCGCUCUCCCCAUGCCGCUCUCCCCAUGCCGCUCUCCCCAUGCCGCUCUCCCCAUGCCGCUCUCCCCAUGCCGCUCUCCCCAUGCCGCUCUCCCCAUGCCGCUCUCCCCAUGCCGCUCUCCCCAUGCCGCUCUCCCCAUGCCGCUCUCCCCAUGCCGCUCUCCCCAUGCCGCUCUCCCCAUGCCGCUCUCCCCAUGCCGCUCUCCCCAUGCCGCUCUCCCCAUGCCGCUCUCCCCAUGCCGCUCUCCCCAUGCUGCUCUCCCCAUGCCGCUCUCCCCAUGCCGCUCUCCCCAUGCCGCUCUCCCCAUGCCGCUCUCCCCAUGCUGCUCUCCCCAUGCUGCUCUCCCCAUGCCGCUCUCCCCAUGCCGCUCUCCCCAUGCCGCUCUCCCCAUGCUGCUCUCCCCAUGCUGCUCUCCCCAUGCCGCUCUCCCCAUGCCGCUCUCCCCAUGCCGCUCUCCCCAUGCCGCUCUCCCCAUGCGGCUCUCCCCAUGCUGCUCUCCCCAUGCCGCUCUCCCCAUGCCGCUCUCCCCAUGCCGCUCUCCCCAUGCCGCUCUCCCCAUGCUGCUCUCCCCAUGCUGCUCUCCCCAUGCCGCUCUCCCCAUGCCGCUCUCCCCAUGCCGCUCUCCCCAUGCCGCUCUCCCCAUACCGCUCUCCCCAUGCCGCUCUCCCCAUGCCGCUCUCCCCAUGCCGCUCUCCCCAUGCCGCUCUCCCCAUGCCGCUCUCCCCAUGCCGCUCUCCCCAUGCCGCUCUCCCCAUGCUGCUCUCCCCAUGCUGCUCUCCCCAUGCCGCUCUCCCCAUGCUGCUCUCCCCAUGCUGCUCUCCCCAUGCUGCUCUCCCCAUGCUGCUCUCCCCAUGCCGCUCUCCCCAUGCCGCUCUCCCCAUGCCGCUCUCCCCAUGCCGCUCUCCCCAUGCCGCUCUCCCCAUGCCGCUCUCCCCAUGCUGCUCUCCCCAUGCCGCUCUCCCCAUGCCGCUCUCCCCAUGCCGCUCUCCCCAUGCCGCUCUCCCCAUGCCGCUCUCCCCAUGCUGCUCUCCCCAUGCUGCUCUCCCCAUGCCGCUCUCCCCAUGCUGCUCUCCCCAUGCUGCUCUCCCCAUGCUGCUCUCCCCAUGCUGCUCUCCCCAUGCUGCUCUCCCCAUGCUGCUCUCCCCAUGCCGCUGUCCCCAUGCCGCUCUCCCCAUGCCGCUCUCCCCAUGCUGCUCUCCCCAUGCCGCUCUCCCCAUGCCGCUCUCCCCAUGCCGCUCUCCCCAUGCUGCUCUCCCCAUGCUGCUCUCCCCAUGCUGCUCUCCCCAUGCUGCUCUCCCCAUGCCGCUCUCCCCAUGCCGCUCUCCCCAUGCCGCUCUCCCCAUGCCGCUCUCCCCAUGCCGCUCUCCCCAUGCCGCUCUCCCCAUGCGCUCUCCCCAUGCUGCUCUCCCCAUGCUGCUCUCCCCAUGCCGCUCUCCCCAUGCCGCUCUCCCCAUGCCGCUCUCCCCAUGCUGCUCUCCCCAUGCCGCUCUCCCCAUGCCGCUCUCCCCAUGCCGCUCUCCCCAUGCCGCUCUCCCCAUGCCGCUCUCCCCAUGCCGCUCUCCCCAUGCCGCUCUCCCCAUGCCGCUCUCCCCAUGCCGCUCUCCCCAUGCCGCUCUCCCCAUGCCGCUCUCCCCAUGCUGCUCUCCCCAUGCUGCUCUCCCCAUGCCGCUCUCCCCAUGCUGCUCUCCCCAUGCUGCUCUCCCCAUGCUGCUCUCCCCAUGCUGCUCUCCCCAUGCCGCUCUCCCCAUGCCGCUCUCCCCAUGCCGCUCUCCCCAUGCCGCUCUCCCCAUGCCGCUCUCCCCAUGCUGCUCUCCCCAUGCCGCUCUCCCCAUGCCGCUCUCCCCAUGCCGCUCUCCCCAUGCCGCUCUCCCCAUGCCGCUCUCCCCAUGCUGCUCUCCCCAUGCUGCUCUCCCCAUGCCGCUCUCCCCAUGCUGCUCUCCCCAUGCUGCUCUCCCCAUGCUGCUCUCCCCAUGCUGCUCUCCCCAUGCUGCUCUCCCCAUGCUGCUCUCCCCAUGCCGCUGUCCCCAUGCCGCUCUCCCCAUGCCGCUCUCCCCAUGCUGCUCUCCCCAUGCCGCUCUCCCCAUGCCGCUCUCCCCAUGCCGCUCUCCCCAUGCUGCUCUCCCCAUGCUGCUCUCCCCAUGCUGCUCUCCCCAUGCCGCUCUCCCCAUGCCGCUCUCCCCAUGCCGCUCUCCCCAUGCCGCUCUCCCCAUGCCGCUCUCCCCAUGCCGCUCUCCCCAUGCCGCUCUCCCCAUGCCGCUCUCCCCAUGCCGCUCUCCCCAUGCCGCUCUCCCCAUGCCGCUCUCCCCAUGCCGCUCUCCCCAUGCCGCUCUCCCCAUGCCGCUCUCCCCAUGCCGCUCUCCCCAUGCCGCUCUCCCCAUGCCGCUCUCCCCAUGCCGCUCUCCCCAUGCCGCUCUCCCCAUGCCGCUCUCCCCAUGCCGCUCUCCCCAUGCCGCUCUCCCCAUGCUGCUCUCCCCAUGCUGCUCUCCCCAUGCUGCUCUCCCCAUGCCGCUCUCCCCAUGCCGCUCUCCCCAUGCCGCUCUCCCCAUGCCGCUCUCCCCAUGCUGCUCUCCCCAUGCUGCUCUCCCCAUGCUGCUCUCCCCAUGCUGCUCUCCCCAUGCCGCUCUCCCCAUGCCGCUCUCCCCAUGCCGCUCUCCCCAUGCUGCUCUCCCCAUGCCGCUCUCCCCAUGCCGCUCUCCCCAUGCUGCUCUCCCCAUGCUGCUCUCCCCAUGCUGCUCUCCCCAUGCUGCUCUCCCCAUGCUGCUCUCCCCAUGCCGCUCUCCCCAUGCCGCUCUCCCCAUGCUGCUCUCCCCAUGCUGCUCUCCCCAUGCUGCUCUCCCCAUGCUGCUCUCCCCAUGCUGCUCUCCCCAUGCUGCUCUCCCCAUGCUGCUCUCCCCAUGCCGCUCUCCCCAUGCUGCUCUCCCCAUGCUGCUCUCCCCAUGCCGCUCUCCCCAUGCCGCUCUCCCCAUGCUGCUCUCCCCAUGCCGCUCUCCCCAUGCUGCUCUCCCCAUGCUGCUCUCCCCAUGCUGCUCUCCCCAUGCUGCUCUCCCCAUGCUGCUCUCCCCAUGCCGCUCUCCCCAUGCCGCUCUCCCCAUGCUGCUCUCCCCAUGCCGCUCUCCCCAUGCCGCUCUCCCCAUGCCGCUCUCCCCAUGCCGCUCUCCCCAUGCUGCUCUCCCCAUGCCGCUCUCCCCAUGCUGCUCUCCCCAUGCUGCUCUCCCCAUGCUGCUCUCCCCAUGCCGCUCUCCCCAUGCCGCUCUCCCCAUGCUGCUCUCCCCAUGCUGCUCUCCCCAUGCUGCUCUCCCCAUGCCGCUCUCCCCAUGCUGCUCUCCCCAUGCCGCUCUCCCCAUGCCGCUCUCCCCAUGCUGCUCUCCCCAUGCUGCUCUCCCCAUGCUGCUCUCCCCAUGCCGCUCUCCCCAUGCUGCUCUCCCCAUGCCGCUCUCCCCAUGCUGCUCUCCCCAUGCCGCUCUCCCCAUGCCGCUCUCCCCAUGCCGCUCUCCCCAUGCCGCUCUCCCCAUGCUGCUCUCCCCAUGCCGCUCUCCCCAUGCCGCUCUCCCCAUGCUGCUCUCCCCAUGCUGCUCUCCCCAUGCUGCUCUCCCCAUGCUGCUCUCCCCAUGCUGCUCUCCCCAUGCCGCUCUCCCCAUGCUGCUCUCCCCAUGCCGCUCUCCCCAUGCUGCUCUCCCCAUGCCGCUCUCCCCAUGCCGCUCUCCCCAUGCUGCUCUCCCCAUGCCGCUCUCCCCAUGCCGCUCUCCCCAUGCUGCUCUCCCCAUGCUGCUCUCCCCAUGCUGCUCUCCCCAUGCCGCUCUCCCCAUGCUGCUCUCCCCAUGCCGCUCUCCCCAUGCCGCUCUCCCCAUGCCGCUCUCCCCAUGCUGCUCUCCCCAUGCCGCUCUCCCCAUGCCGCUCUCCCCAUGCUGCUCUCCCCAUGCUGCUCUCCCCAUGCUGCUCUCCCCAUCCUGCUCUCCCCAUGCUGCUCUCCCCAUGCCGCUCUCCCCAUGCCGCUCUCCCCAUGCUGCUCUCCCCAUGCUGCUCUCCCCAUGCUGCUCUCCCCAUGCUGCUCUCCCCAUGCCGCUCUCCCCAUGCCGCUCUCCCCAUGCUGCUCUCCCCAUGCCGCUCUCCCCAUGCCGCUCUCCCCAUGCUGCUCUCCCCAUGCUGCUCUCCCCAUGCUGCUCUCCCCAUGCCGCUCUCCCCAUGCCGCUCUCCCCAUGCCGCUCUCCCCAUGCUGCUCUCCCCAUGCUGCUCUCCCCAUGCCGCUCUCCCCAUGCCGUUCUCCCCAUGCUGCUCUCCCCAUGCCGCUCUCCCCAUGCUGCUCUCCCCAUGCUGCUCUCCCCAUGCUGCUCUCCCCAUGCCGCUCUCCCCAUGCCGCUCUCCCCAUGCUGCUCUCCCCAUGCUGCUCUCCCCAUGCCGCUCUCCCCAUGCCGCUCUCCCCAUGCCGCUCUCCCCAUGCUGCUCUCCCCAUGCCGCUCUCCCCAUGCCGCUCUCUCCAUGCUGCUCUCCCCAUGCUGCUCUCCCCAUGCUGCUCUCCCCAUGCUGCUCUCCCCAUGCUGCUCUCCCCAUGACGCUCUCCCCAUGCCGCUCUCCCCAUGCCGCUCUCCCCAUGCCGCUCUCCCCAUGCCGCUCUCCCCAUGCCGCUCUCCCCAUGCCGCUCUCCCCAUGCUGCUCUCCCCAUGCCGCUCUCCCCAUGCUGCUCUCCCCAUGCCGCUCUCCCCAUGCCGCUCUCCCCAUGCCGCUCUCCCCAUGCUGCUCUCCCCAUGCUGCUCUCCCCAUGCUGCUCUCCCCAUGCCGCUCUCCCCAUGCUGCUCUCCCCAUGCCGCUCUCCCCAUGCUGCUCUCCCCAUGCUGCUCUCCCCAUGCCGCUCUCCCCAUGCCGCUCUCCCCAUGCCGCUCUCCCCAUGCCGCUCUCCCCAUGCUGCUCUCCCCAUGCCGCUCUCCCCAUGCCGCUCUCCCCAUGCUGCUCUCCCCAUGCUGCUCUCCCCAUGCCGCUCUCCCCAUGCCGCUCUCCCCAUGCUGCUCUCCCCAUGCCGCUCUCCCCAUGCUGCUCUCCCCAUGCCGCUCUCCCCAUGCCGCUCUCCCCAUGCCGCUCUCCCCAUGCCGCUCUCCCCAUGCUGCUCUCCCCAUGCUGCUCUCCCCAUGCUGCUCUCCCCAUGCUGCUCUCCCCAUGCUGCUCUCCCCAUGCCGCUCUCCCCAUGCUGCUCUCCCCAUGCUGCUCUCCCCAUGCUGCUCUCCCCAUGCUGCUCUCCCCAUGCUGCUCUCCCCAUGCCGCUCUCCCCAUGCUGCUCUCCCCAUGCUGCUCUCCCCAUGCCGCUCUCCCCAUGCCGCUCUCCCCAUGCCGCUCUCCCCAUGCUGCUCUCCCCAUGCCGCUCUCCCCAUGCUGCUCUCCCCGUGCUGCUCUCCCCGUGCCGCUCUCCCCAUGCCGCUCUCCCCAUGCUGCUCUCCCCAUGCCGCUCUCCCCAUGCCGCUCUCCCCAUGCCGCUCUCCCCAUGCCGCUCUCCCCAUGCUGCUCUCCCCAUGCUGCUCUCCCCAUGCCGCUCUCCCCAUGCCGCUCUCCCCAUGCUGCUCUCCCCAUGCCGCUCUCCCCAUGCCGCUCUCCCCAUGCCGCUCUCCCCAUGCCGCUCUCCCCAUGCUGCUCUCCCCAUGCUGCUCUCCCCAUGCCGCUCUCCCCAUGCUGCUCUCCCCAUGCUGCUCUCCCCAUGCCGCUCUCCCCAUGCCGCUCUCCCCAUGCUGCUCUCCCCAUGCUGCUCUCCCCAUGCUGCUCUCCCCAUGCCGCUCUCCCCAUGCCGCUCUCCCCAUGCUGCUCUCCCCAUGCUGCUCUCCCCAUGCUGCUCUCCCCAUGCCGCUCUCCCCAUGCCGCUCUCCCCAUGCUGCUCUCCCCAUGCCGCUCUCCCCAUGCCGCUCUCUCCAUGCUGCUCUCCCCAUGCCGCUCUCCCCAUGCCGCUCUCCCCAUGCUGCUCUCCCCAUGCUGCUCUCCCCAUGCCGCUCUCCCCAUGCCGCUCUCCCCAUGCUGCUCUCUCCAUGCCGCUCUCCCCAUGCUGCUCUCCCCAUGCUGCUCUCCCCAUGCUGCUCUCCCCAUGCUGCUCUCCCCAUGCCGCUCUCCCCAUGCCGCUCUCCCCAUGCCGCUCUCCCCAUGCCGCUCUCCCCAUGCCGCUCUCCCCAUGCCGCUCUCCCCAUGCCGCUCUCCCCAUGCCGCUCUCCCCAUGCUGCUCUCCCCAUGCUGCUCUCCCCAUGCUGCUCUCCCCAUGCUGCUCUCCCCAUGCUGCUCUCCCCAUGCUGCUCUCCCCAUGCUGCUCUCCCCAUGCUGCUCUCCCCAUGCCGCUCUCCCCAUGCUGCUCUCCCCAUGCUGCUCUCCCCAUGCCGCUCUCCCCAUGCCGCUCUCCCCAUGCUGCUCUCCCCAUGCCGCUCUCCCCAUGCUGCUCUCCCCAUGCCGCUCUCCCCAUGCUGCUCUCCCCAUGCCGCUCUCCCCAUGCUGCUCUCCCCAUGCUGCUCUCCCCAUGCUGCUCUCCCCAUGCCGCUCUCCCCAUGCCGCUCUCCCCAUGCCGCUCUCCCCAUGCUGCUCUCCCCAUGCCGCUCUCCCCAUGCCGCUCUCCCCAUGCUGCUCUCCCCAUGCUGCUCUCCCCAUGCUGCUCUCCCCAUGCCGCUCUCCCCAUGCUGCUCUCCCCAUGCCGCUCUCCCCAUGCUGCUCUCCCCAUGCCGCUCUCCCCAUGCUGCUCUCCCCAUGCUGCUCUCCCCAUGCCGCUCUCCCCAUGCCGCUCUCCCCAUGCCGCUCUCCCCAUGCCGCUCUCCCCAUGCCGCUCUCCCCAUGCCGCUCUCCCCAUGCCGCUCUCCCCAUGCCGCUCUCCCCAUGCCGCUCUCCCCAUGCCGCUCUCCCCAUGCCGCUCUCCCCAUGCCGCUCUCCCCAUGCCGCUCUCCCCAUGCUGCUCUCCCCAUGCUGCUCUCCCAUGCUGCUCUCCCAUGCCGCUCUCCCCAUGCUGCUCUCCCCAUGCUGCUCUCCCCAUGCUGCUCUCCCCAUGCUGCUCUCCCCAUGCUGCUCUCCCCAUGCUGCUCUCCCCAUGCUGCUCUCCCCAUGCUGCUCUCCCCAUGCUGCUCUCCCCAUGCCGCUCUCCCCAUGCUGCUCUCCCCAUGCUGCUCUCCCCAUGCUGCUCUCCCCAUGCUGCUCUCCCCAUGCUGCUCUCCCCAUGCCGCUCUCCCCAUGCCGCUCUCCCCAUGCCGCUCUCCCCAUGCUGCUCUCCCCAUGCUGCUCUCCCCAUGCUGCUCUCCCCAUGCUGCUCUCCCCAUGCUGCUCUCCCCAUGCCGCUCUCCCCAUGCUGCUCUCCCCAUGCUGCUCUCCCCAUGCUGCUCUCCCCAUGCUGCUCUCCCAUGCCGCUCUCCCCAUGCCGCUCUCCCCAUGCUGCUCUCCCCAUGCUGCUCUCCCCAUGCUGCUCUCCCCAUGCCGCUCUCCCCAUGCUGCUCUCCCCAUGCUGCUCUCCCCAUGCUGCUCUCCCCAUGCUGCUCUCCCCAUGCCGCUCUCCCCAUGCCGCUCUCCCCAUGCCGCUCUCCCCAUGCCGCUCUCCCCAUGCUGCUCUCCCCAUGCCGCUCUCCCCAUGCUGCUCUCCCCAUGCUGCUCUCCCCAUGCUGCUCUCCCCAUGCUGCUCUCCCCAUGCUGCUCUCCCCAUGCUGCUCUCCCCAUGCUGCUCUCCCCAUGCUGCUCUCCCCAUGCCGCUCUCCCCAUGCCGCUCUCCCCAUGCCGCUCUCCCCAUGCCGCUCUCCCCAUGCCGCUCUCCCCAUGCUGCUCUCCCCAUGCCGCUCUCCCCAUGCUGCUCUCCCCAUGCUGCUCUCCCCAUGCCGCUCUCCCCAUGCUGCUCUCCCCAUGCCGCUCUCCCCAUGCCGCUCUCCCCAUGCUGCUCUCCCCAUGCCGCUCUCCCCAUGCUGCUCUCCCCAUGCUGCUCUCCCCAUGCUGCUCUCCCCAUGCUGCUCUCCCCAUGCUGCUCUCCCCAUGCCGCUCUCCCCAUGCCGCUCUCCCCAUGCUGCUCUCCCCAUGCCGCUCUCCCCAUGCUGCUCUCCCCAUGCCGCUCUCCCCAUGCUGCUCUCCCCAUGCUGCUCUCCCCAUGCUGCUCUCCCCAUGCUGCUCUCCCCAUGCUGCUCUCCCCAUGCUGCUCUCCCCAUGCUGCUCUCCCCAUGCUGCUCUCCCCAUGCUGCUCUCCCCAUGCUGCUCUCCCCAUGCUGCUCUCCCCAUGCCGCUCUCCCCAUGCCGCUCUCCCCAUGCUGCUCUCCCCAUGCCGCUCUCCCCAUGCUGCUCUCCCCAUGCUGCUCUCCCCAUGCUGCUCUCCCCAUGCCGCUCUCCCCAUGCUGCUCUCCCCAUGCUGCUCUCCCCAUGCCGCUCUCCCCAUGCUGCUCUCCCCAUGCCGCUCUCCCCAUGCCGCUCUCCCCAUGCCGCUCUCCCCAUGCCGCUCUCCCCAUGCCGCUCUCCCCAUGCCGCUCUCCCCAUGCCGCUCUCCCCAUGCCGCUCUCCCCAUGCUGCUCUCCCCAUGCUGCUCUCCCCAUGCUGCUCUCCCCAUGCUGCUCUCCCCAUGCCGCUCUCCCCAUGCUGCUCUCCCCAUGCCGCUCUCCCCAUGCUGCUCUCCCCAUGCUGCUCUCCCCAUGCUGCUCUCCCCAUGCCGCUCUCCCCAUGCCGCUCUCCCCAUGCCGCUCUCCCCAUGCUGCUCUCCCCAUGCUGCUCUCCCCAUGCUGCUCUCCCCAUGCCGCUCUCCCCAUGCCGCUCUCCCCAUGCCGCUCUCCCCAUGCUGCUCUCCCCAUGCCGCUCUCCCCAUGCUGCUCUCCCCAUGCCGCUCUCCCCAUGCUGCUCUCCCCAUGCCGCUCUCCCCAUGCCGCUCUCCCCAUGCCGCUCUCCCCAUGCCGCUCUCCCCAUGCCGCUCUCCCCAUGCCGCUCUCCCCAUGCUGCUCUCCCCAUGCUGCUCUCCCCAUGCCGCUCUCCCCAUGCCGCUCUCCCCAUGCCGCUCUCCCCAUGCCGCUCUCCCCAUGCUGCUCUCCCCAUGCCGCUCUCCCCAUGCUGCUCUCCCCAUGCCGCUCUCCCCAUGCCGCUCUCCCCAUGCCGCUCUCCCCAUGCCGCUCUCCCCAUGCCGCUCUCCCCAUGCUGCUCUCCCCAUGCUGCUCUCCCCAUGCUGCUCUCCCCAUGCUGCUCUCCCCAUGCUGCUCUCCCCAUGCCGCUCUCCCCAUGCCGCUCUCCCCAUGCCGCUCUCCCCAUGCCGCUCUCCCCAUGCCGCUCUCCCCAUGCCGCUCUCCCCAUGCUGCUCUCCCCAUGCCGCUCUCCCCAUGCUGCUCUCCCCAUGCCGCUCUCCCCAUGCCGCUCUCCCCAUGCUGCUCUCCCCAUGCCGCUCUCCCCAUGCCGCUCUCCCCAUGCCGCUCUCCCCAUGCUGCUCUCCCCAUGCUGCUCUCCCCAUGCUGCUCUCCCCAUGCUGCUCUCCCCAUGCUGCUCUCCCCAUGCUGCUCUCCCCAUGCCGCUCUCCCCAUGCCGCUCUCCCCAUGCCGCUCUCCCCAUGCUGCUCUCCCCAUGCUGCUCUCCCCAUGCCGCUCUCCCCAUGCUGCUCUCCCCAUGCUGCUCUCCCCAUGCUGCUCUCCCCAUGCCGCUCUCCCCAUGCCGCUCUCCCCAUGCCGCUCUCCCCAUGCUGCUCUCCCCAUGCCGCUCUCCCCAUGCCGCUCUCCCCAUGCUGCUCUCCCCAUGCCGCUCUCCCCAUGCCGCUCUCCCCAUGCUGCUCUCCCCAUGCCGCUCUCCCCAUGCCGCUCUCCCCAUGCCGCUCUCCCCAUGCUGCUCUCCCCAUGCCGCUCUCCCCAUGCCGCUCUCCCCAUGCUGCUCUCCCCAUGCUGCUCUCCCCAUGCCGCUCUCCCCAUGCCGCUCUCCCCAUGCUGCUCUCCCCAUGCCGCUCUCCCCAUGCUGCUCUCCCCAUGCUGCUCUCCCCAUGCUGCUCUCCCCAUGCCGCUCUCCCCAUGCUGCUCUCCCCAUGCUGCUCUCCCCAUGCCGCUCUCCCCAUGCUGCUCUCCCCAUGCCGCUCUCCCCAUGCCGCUCUCCCCAUGCCGCUCUCCCCAUGCUGCUCUCCCCAUGCUGCUCUCCCCAUGCUGCUCUCCCCAUGCCGCUCUCCCCAUGCCGCUCUCCCCAUGCCGCUCUCCCCAUGCUGCUCUCCCCAUGCUGCUCUCCCCAUGCCGCUCUCCCCAUGCCGCUCUCCCCAUGCUGCUCUCCCCAUGCCGCUCUCCCCAUGCUGCUCUCCCCAUGCUGCUCUCCCCAUGCCGCUCUCCCCAUGCCGCUCUCCCCAUGCCGCUCUCCCCAUGCUGCUCUCCCCAUGCUGCUCUCCCCAUGCUGCUCUCCCCAUGCUGCUCUCCCCAUGCUGCUCUCCCCAUGCUGCUCUCCCCAUGCCGCUCUCCCCAUGCUGCUCUCCCCAUGCUGCUCUCCCCAUGCUGCUCUCCCCAUGCUGCUCUCCCCAUGCUGCUCUCCCCAUGCUGCUCUCCCCAUGCUGCUCUCCCCAUGCCGCUCUCCCCAUGCCGCUCUCCCCAUGCUGCUCUCCCCAUGCUGCUCUCCCCAUGCUGCUCUCCCCAUGCUGCUCUCCCCAUGCUGCUCUCCCCAUGCCGCUCUCCCCAUGCUGCUCUCCCCAUGCUGCUCUCCCCAUGCCGCUCUCCCCAUGCUGCUCUCCCCAUGCCGCUCUCCCCAUGCCGCUCUCCCCAUGCCGCUCUCCCCAUGCUGCUCUCCCCAUGCUGCUCUCCCCAUGCCGCUCUCCCCAUGCCGCUCUCCCCAUGCCGCUCUCCCCAUGCUGCUCUCCCCAUGCUGCUCUCCCCAUGCUGCUCUCCCCAUGCUGCUCUCCCCAUGCUGCUCUCCCAUGCCGCUCUCCCCAUGCUGCUCUCCCCAUGCUGCUCUCCCCAUGCCGCUCUCCCCAUGCUGCUCUCCCCAUGCCGCUCUCCCCAUGCCGCUCUCCCCAUGCUGCUCUCCCCAUGCUGCUCUCCCCAUGCUGCUCUCCCCAUGCCGCUCUCCCCAUGCCGCUCUCCCCAUGCUGCUCUCCCCAUGCUGCUCUCCCCAUGCUGCUCUCCCCAUGCCGCUCUCCCCAUGCUGCUCUCCCCAUGCCGCUCUCCCCAUGCCGCUCUCCCCAUGCCGCUCUCCCCAUGCUGCUCUCCCCAUGCCGCUCUCCCCAUGCCGCUCUCCCCAUGCCGCUCUCCCCAUGCUGCUCUCCCCAUGCUGCUCUCCCCAUGCUGCUCUCCCCAUGCCGCUCUCCCCAUGCCGCUCUCCCCAUGCCGCUCUCCCCAUGCCGCUCUCCCCAUGCCGCUCUCCCCAUGCUGCUCUCCCCAUGCCGCUCUCCCCAUGCCGCUCUCCCCAUGCCGCUCUCCCCAUGCCGCUCUCCCCAUGCUGCUCUCCCCAUGCUGCUCUCCCCAUGCUGCUCUCCCCAUGCCGCUCUCCCCAUGCCGCUCUCCCCAUGCUGCUCUCCCCAUGCUGCUCUCCCCAUGCCGCUCUCCCCAUGCUGCUCUCCCCAUGCUGCUCUCCCCAUGCUGCUCUCCCCAUGCUGCUCUCCCCAUGCUGCUCUCCCCAUGCUGCUCUCCCCAUGCCGCUCUCCCCAUGCUGCUCUCCCCAUGCUGCUCUCCCCAUGCUGCUCUCCCCAUGCUGCUCUCCCCAUGCUGCUCUCCCCAUGCUGCUCUCCCCAUGCUGCUCUCCCCAUGCCGCUCUCCCCAUGCCGCUCUCCCCAUGCUGCUCUCCCCAUGCUGCUCUCCCCAUGCUGCUCUCCCCAUGCUGCUCUCCCCAUGCUGCUCUCCCCAUGCCGCUCUCCCCAUGCUGCUCUCCCCAUGCUGCUCUCCCCAUGCCGCUCUCCCCAUGCUGCUCUCCCCAUGCCGCUCUCCCCAUGCCGCUCUCCCCAUGCCGCUCUCCCCAUGCUGCUCUCCCCAUGCUGCUCUCCCCAUGCUGCUCUCCCCAUGCCGCUCUCCCCAUGCCGCUCUCCCCAUGCCGCUCUCCCCAUGCUGCUCUCCCCAUGCUGCUCUCCCCAUGCUGCUCUCCCCAUGCUGCUCUCCCCAUGCUGCUCUCCCCAUGCCGCUCUCCCCAUGCUGCUCUCCCCAUGCCGCUCUCCCCAUGCCGCUCUCCCCAUGCUGCUCUCCCCAUGCUGCUCUCCCCAUGCUGCUCUCCCCAUGCUGCUCUCCCCAUGCUGCUCUCCCCAUGCCGCUCUCCCCAUGCUGCUCUCCCCAUGCUGCUCUCCCCAUGCCGCUCUCCCCAUGCUGCUCUCCCCAUGCCGCUCUCCCCAUGCCGCUCUCCCCAUGCCGCUCUCCCCAUGCCGCUCUCCCCAUGCUGCUCUCCCCAUGCUGCUCUCCCCAUGCUGCUCUCCCCAUGCCGCUCUCCCCAUGCCGCUCUCCCCAUGCCGCUCUCCCCAUGCUGCUCUCCCCAUGCUGCUCUCCCCAUGCUGCUCUCCCCAUGCUGCUCUCCCCAUGCUGCUCUCCCCAUGCCGCUCUCCCCAUGCUGCUCUCCCCAUGCUGCUCUCCCCAUGCCGCUCUCCCCAUGCUGCUCUCCCCAUGCCGCUCUCCCCAUGCCGCUCUCCCCAUGCCGCUCUCCCCAUGCUGCUCUCCCCAUGCCGCUCUCCCCAUGCCGCUCUCCCCAUGCCGCUCUCCCCAUGCUGCUCUCCCCAUGCUGCUCUCCCCAUGCUGCUCUCCCCAUGCCGCUCUCCCCAUGCCGCUCUCCCCAUGCCGCUCUCCCCAUGCUGCUCUCCCCAUGCUGCUCUCCCCAUGCUGCUCUCCCCAUGCUGCUCUCCCCAUGCUGCUCUCCCCAUGCCGCUCUCCCCAUGCUGCUCUCCCCAUGCUGCUCUCCCCAUGCCGCUCUCCCCAUGCUGCUCUCCCCAUGCCGCUCUCCCCAUGCCGCUCUCCCCAUGCCGCUCUCCCCAUGCUGCUCUCCCCAUGCCGCUCUCCCCAUGCCGCUCUCCCCAUGCUGCUCUCCCCAUGCCGCUCUCCCCAUGCUGCUCUCCCCAUGCCGCUCUCCCCAUGCUGCUCUCGCAGGGGUUCACAGUGA
Molecule: messenger RNA, 14352 nt
Organism: Closterium sp. Naga37s-1
Lineage: Eukaryota; Viridiplantae; Streptophyta; Zygnematophyceae; Desmidiales; Closteriaceae
Source: the annotation of a GenBank genome assembly